Molecule: messenger RNA, 1296 nt
Organism: Oncorhynchus gorbuscha (pink salmon)
Lineage: Eukaryota; Metazoa; Chordata; Actinopteri; Salmoniformes; Salmonidae
Product: caveolin-2-like
Exons: 1
Coding region: 706-915 (69 amino acids)
Biological process (GO): positive regulation of MAPK cascade; negative regulation of endothelial cell proliferation; caveola assembly
Cellular component (GO): caveola; perinuclear region of cytoplasm; cytoplasmic vesicle
Molecular function (GO): protein kinase binding; molecular adaptor activity
Source: RefSeq, a predicted model, not a curated record
AGGGCUUUAUAUCAGGAAUAGGGUGCCAUUUGUGAUGAGGAAGAGUCCGUCUGCACUGUCUGUCACAGCUUUUAUGGAGGAUGAGCAAUUGAAAUAUGGCUUUGGUGACAUAGCAGAGAUCAGUAGAGUUGACCCUGUGGCUGGGAUGUGUCUGAUAGAUAGUGUCACAAGAUGUAGUGGCACUAAAGAAGGCACUAUAAUAAAAACGCAUUAUGUAGCCGUAUACAGUCAAAUAGAAAUACAACAAUCACUAGAUAGGUGCAGUGAAAUGUGUUGUUUUACAUUGGUCAGCAAUAGUAGUAUGGCACCUCUGGAGCAAAUUAGGGUUAAGUGCCUUGCACAAGAACACACAGACACAUUUUUCACCUUGCUGUCGAAGGGUAUUCAAAACCGUGACCUUUCGGUUACUGGUCCAAUAGCUCUAAACGCUAUGCUUCCUUCUGCCCUUAAUACGUACUGCAGGCUCCAAGCAUUCAUAAAGUCUGCAUUAACUGUUUAUGCACAUCCAAAAUGGACAAAGUAAGAGGAUCAAGAAGGCUGUGUUAGAAUUCAUGUUGCAAGGUACUCUGGACUCUGCAGCAAACGGAACUUGUUAGGAACACCUCAUGCAACUGAUAUUACACCCCAGCACAAGGCUAAAUGUUCCCCGUAAUGUAAUAUGUAUGCAGGUAAUACUUAUGCCUACACAUUCUGUGCAUUUGAAGAAUGCUGUGUGUGCGCGCAAUGCAAAGUGAAACCUUUUUUUGUGGUCCUCCUCCUUCCAGGGUGUUGAUGCCGGUGGUGCGGAGCUGUCUGAUGGCCCUGCCCUCUGUCCAGGUGGUCUGGAGCAGCCUUACAGACAUUUUUGUCACCCCCCUCUUCCACAGUAUGGGCAGGUGUCUGUCCUCUGUCCACGUCAAGGCCAUGGACAUCUGAUAGAGUCUUUCCUUCCCUGUUAUGGGGGUUAAGAAGUUAAAGGACAUCUUCACUUCUUUUUUUUCUUUUUUCUUUUUUUUUUACCUAUGUCUAAGUGGAAAAACAAGUAAAUAAUUUGAGGUAAACUUAAAAAAGUGAAGAUGUCAUUGACCUAUGUUUGCGUUGAAAUAAAUAAGCUGUUUAUAAAGUCAACAUCGACACACCGUGUGGUGGAAUUGUGGUAGAGCAUAUAAGUGCAACUGAUAAGUUACGAGCGCUCAUAAAGGGUGAUUGGGGUCAACUUCCCUUUGACAACGCCACAGCACCAUCUGAGUAAUAAGAUGAUCCAACAUGAUCAUUUAUGUCAUUUGGGAAUUUCAAGAUUCUCAUGAUAAGUCGUAA